AUGGCGGGCACUGCGGAUGUAGUCAGCCCGGCGCUCGAAAGUACAACAAAAUCAACACAAAGCGAGGAGGGACCAGGCCUAUUCCGCUUACCACAAGAGAUACGCCAGCAGAUAUAUGAGGAAAUAAUUACGUACGCCAGCAAUUUUAUUUACAGGUCUACAGCCCAGUUCAAAGAAGCACGGGACGACCACAAAAUUAUUCACAUGAAGCGGAAAAAUAAAAGGUUGAGAGAGUUACAGAAAAAAGAUGGAGUUUGUGGUAUCACGUUUGGGGUCGCCCCUUUUCCGAAGUUCGUGGAUGGCGGCUACGACACCAUAAACUUGCUUCUUGUCAGCAAAACGUUUUCGGUGGAUAUAAAGUCCGCAGCGGACCACAUCAGGCGAAAGAUAAACUCGACUAUCUCGAAAUGUCUGACAGGCCCAAACUCCUACUCUCAGUUCUGGUCGGGGGAUCAUUUAACCCCAUAUGCACUAGAAAUCAUCGGAUCGAGUCGCCAUAUUUUCGCUGGCUAUGGCCACAAUACAACUACUACCGCACUGUCAAUGCCUCCAAAGGUCCGGGAUAAUAUCAAGAGUAUCUUCUUGACGGCGUUUGUCUUUUCCUACUAUUACACCAGAAACUGGGGCUCGUCCGGCGCCGGUUCCUCACAAAUAUUCACAACGUUCUUUCCGCCUGUUUUCAAGCAAUUUAUCAACUCUUUUUCCAACUGCGAAAUUCUAGCUGCAGCCUGUGGCAUCCACGGAUCAAGAAGCCAGAUACCAACCCGAGAUCAUUACAUACUACAGUACAUCAAAAAUGCAUUUCAUGGUCAAGUCCUGUUAAAAUCUAACUUGAAGUUUAUGGAACUAGUGUACCGUCAGGAUUUGGAUUUGGAUUAUAGGACUAACUCGACCAGUCAAUGGAGUAUAGAUGUGUGGGAUGGAUAUAUCGGGGAUUACAAUGCGGUUCAGGUACCCGAACUAGAGCUGGAAGGUAGAGGAAGGUACUGGGCUGAAUAUGAGCAUAUAUCUGAUGAGUUCCGAGACUUACUUGUAGAGGGGACUGUAUGGAGGAUACAGAAGGAAAGGGUCCCUUUGUCUGAUAGAUCCCAGGCAGUUCCGAUCUCAGACUUUGAGGACCCGUUUGUCGAUCUUUGCGCGGACGAAAUAUUCGAUGGAGAUGACGUUAUCGAGGCCGAAGCCCAACGGGAGCCGAUAAUGUGGGAAGAGAGAUGUUGGGGAAAGGCAUGUGAUUGUGGGAAUAACUGCGAUAUCUAUACGGGGCGAAAGAGUAUAACCUGCAAAUCUACUUGUACUACGACUUGA
Orbilia oligospora ATCC 24927 is the source of this 1305-nucleotide messenger RNA. RefSeq lists its product as uncharacterized. The record is from RefSeq and is a predicted model, not a curated record. NCBI's taxonomy places the organism in Eukaryota, Fungi, Ascomycota, Orbiliomycetes, Orbiliales, Orbiliaceae. The transcript has 3 exons. Bases 1 to 1305 code for a protein of 434 amino acids.